AUCAAUCCAACAGCUGACAAAAGUACACAGAAACUAUCUAACUGCAUCACUCUGCUCAACGUCUUACACCUCCCACCCGAAUCGGCGGCCACCGCCGGCCCCUACCAAUCCUCCCACGACAUGCAGAAAAAGAACGGUACAGUCUUAUAUAACUCGAAGUUCCACAAACCCUAAUAAACAAAUCUUCCCCGGCCGGGGUUACAGGUACCGAAAAGAGGCAGGAGGACAAAACUUGGGAAGUUGGUCACAUGAACUGGACCGCAACAAAUUAAGCCAUUUAGGCUUAUAGCUAGAACAAACAGGUUUAAGUAGUUAAUUAUUUGUUAAAAAUGGGGUUAGGAGAGAGUUUUUUUUUUUUUUUUUCUUCCUCCAGUUUAUCUUCCUGUUUUCUGGGUGAACUGUUGUUUUUACCAAAAGAAGAGCCAGUAGUAGUUGUCCUGUAUUAAGGGCAUGGUUCCCUGCAUAAUUGGUGUCAAAAUUCUAUUCAAACAGUAACAAACCCCAAGGGCUGCCUAAUUUUUUUUUUGAUUGAAGGGAGGUGCCGGCAACAAGACUGCCGAUCACCAGGGGAGAAAGCAAGAGGUUAUCUUCGAGGAAGGUAGUUACAAAGAUCAAACGAUCACCUGUCUAGGGAAACUUACCCCCCUCAGAUCUUCCAGUAAAAUUUUCUAUAAUUCGGGUGGGGGAUUCAGCAGUUCAAACGUCCCGAAGGGAUAGACGAGACUGUGCUUCGAGAGCCAGUCCGCGACUCUAUUCCCUUCGCGGUACGUGUGAACUAACUGAACUACCCAAGGGCUGCCUAAUACUAGCUACCACUAUAUACCUAGCUAGCUAGUCUUAAUUAGUUUCAGCUUGUAAACAACUAGGGGUUUGUUCUGAAUCCUUCUUCUUGUUAAUGUUUAGGUGACUUGUGGCCGUUGUGGGGUUGUUUCUCUGAUCCCAACUGACGGAUUUGUGAGAGUAGGACCGGCUCGUGUGGUAGAGUUGCGGAAGUUAGAGCGCGAUGGUUUGUUGUUCUUGAUCGAGUGGUGAGAAGUUAUGAAUUUCGGGAUUUGAUUCUUUUGAAUUUGCUUAAACCAAGUUAAAUCUCAUACAUUGGGAUUGUCGUGCUUGGAUCGAAGGGUAUAUCUUGCCCAGAUAGAGCUCAUUAAGGUGAUGUCCUUCAUUUCAAGAUGUCAAAAACCUGCUUGCAAGUUGACAACUCGGAUCAUCAAAGAGCAAAUUUGUGACUUGUUCGUCCAGAUUGAAUUUAGAUUCUUAACCUAAUCAUCAUGUCAUUCCACAAGAUUGUCUUAGGAGCUCAAGACAUUCAAAGAACGAAAGUAGGGGGGGGGGGGGGUCAUAUUACGUUUAUUACAUUAAUCAUGUUGAUUUUUACCGUGUAGUAUUAUUUUUAUCAUGAUUUUUCUAUAAUACGAUUUUAAUUUGUAGAUGAUUUUCCCACCGUUUUGAUUUUCUUUAGGGGAUGACCAAUUCGAUGUUGAUUGUUGGCUCAGAUUUUUAACAAAAAAAUGGGCUUAUUAAUAGCUCAUUAUUUCCCUCAAAAUAUGCUUAAAAAGGAAACUAUGAUGCAAAUGGGUGCUAAGAGAGAUGUGUUUGUCUGUCUAAUGUCACAUCACAAACACCACAAAUUUCAAUUUGUCGUCAUGAAAUGAGGAAAAGAGAAAUUAAAGUGAGAGAGGCUGCGCGAAAUUGUAAUUAGUGGAGUUGUUAGUUUGAUUAAUUGCUGCCAUGUUUUUUGAAUGCUGCCAUUGGCCAAUUAAUCUCUCUCCCUUUCCUGUUUUGGUAGUGUGCUGUUUUGCUGUGCCGACAACAGACCAGAUACCAAGUUCUUGGCCACUAAUUAGACAAUGUCUGGUUUGCUGUCUGUCUGAUCUUUCUCACCAUAUUAGUGCUCCAUUUUUUUAGCUCCAAGAGGUGAAAAUCUAUAGGCACAUAAUAUGAGCAUAACUAUCUAGCUAGGAAAUGUGAGUUACAUUUGCAUAUGUGAUGCUGUUUACACCUAUAAAUUUUUCCAUGGAGGAAAACAUAUAUUUGUACUAUGAAGUAAGACAAUGGCUCACUAUGUUGGGACUUGAGAGCAUGCAUGCAUUUUCAAACAUAUAUUUGUACUAUGAAGAAAAUUUUCCAUGGAGAAUCAACAAAGAAACCUAACCUUAGGAUCACCAGAAUUGUUGAAUUUUCAAACGCAAAAUCUCUCUAUAUGACCACAUCAACCACCCAACACUACACAAAUUUCCCUCCAAUCGCGACUUUAAGAUCCUAAUCCUGCGCAUAUGGUUCCAAUUAACCAGGUUGGAUGGUGGGUCUCGAGGGGCAAAGUAGAAGUUCCAACAUACAUAACGUACGAGUCAAGAGGGAAGUGUCGGUUGAUCAUAUGAACAUCUCACCGUUAACAAAAUUUAGAUGAAAUUUUCAACAAGCAUACAAAAACUAAUAAAUAACAUAAUACACAAAUGUAUUUACUUAUUAAAACGUUAUUGCAUAACAGAUGAAUGAAAACUGUCAUUUAACUUUUAGAUGUUUCAUAAUAAAAAAAAUAAAAUUUUGCCCAUAAGAAAGGGAGGAUGUUUUCAUAAUUCUCCAAAAUUAAUGUAAAGACUAGGAUUGCAUGGGACAAACAAAGAUUGAGACAAUCAAGCAUUGCAAAACACCCAAACUUUCCUACGUUGUACAUUGUCAACUAACACUUGUGGGCCACCAAUUGCAUCUAUGAUCUAAAUUCUAACCACAGGUGGAUCAAAAUCAAAACAUUGAAAAAUACCAAAAGAGAUUAUAGCAAGUGGCUAUCAAGCCAUUGGUGCCUAUUAAUCUCCAAAAUCCCAAUUAACCCACCAAAACAAUUUAAAAAAUCUUGAGUAUUUUUGUAUAUUUCAACUAAUUAGAUACGAGAGAAUUCCAUAAGAAAACAAUAAAAGGAUACCCAUACAAAAUUUUAACUAUGAUUAUGUAGAUCACUAUGCAUAAGGGCAUGCAGCUAUUUCAAGAAGCCCCGCUUAUUAAUUAACAACAAAAAUAUUAGAGAGCUCUUGAGCCAAGGAGAUUGAGCAAACCUAUGAGUUAAAAAAUGCCCAAGUUAGUACAAAUUUUUGAAAGGUGGUGGUGGCAAUUGGCAUAGAAUGGGAGACACAGAAACAGCUCCCACGUUGCCUCUCAAAUUAUAUUUCAUUUACUUUAGUUUCUUCUUUUGGUGGGUUGGGUUCAAAAUCAAACAUAUAUAUAACACACUACACUAGCAAGAGAGAGAGAGAGAGCCCUAUAUUGAAAAGGGAGGAAACAAAAUUGGGUUCUUUGUACAUUCCAAGGAAUAAAUAUAUCCCAUUUCCCUCUUGUGAACCUCCAUAAAUACUCUCUAUCUUCCAUGCCCUACACUCUCCUCUCCUCUAUGUCUUCUUACCACAGCAAACACCUCUUCCCUUCCAUAGUUUGACUGACAACUAUAUAUCAUCAUCUUAGAGGAGAGAAAGCUAGCCAAUUUCGAAGAAGGAGCUUUCUUUGGAUCAUCAUCAUCAUCAUGGGAAUUCACCAGAAGCCCGCAUGGUUGGAAUCACUCUACAACGAGAAGUUCUUCGUUCCCUGCCCAUACCACGAAUCCGCCAAGAAGAACGAGAAGAACGUAUGUUGCCUCGAUUGUUGCACCAGCAUAUGUCCUCACUGUGUCCCCGCUCAUCGUGCUCACAGAUUGCUUCAAAUUCGUCGGUAUGUCUAUCAUGAAGUUGUGAGGCUGGAAGACCUCGAGAGGCUCAUGGAUUGCUCGAGCGUUCAGGCUUACACCAUCAAUAGUGCCAAAGUGGUGUUCAUCAAGAAAAGACCCCAAAACAGGCAAUUCAAAGGGUCAGGGAAUUAUUGCACUUCAUGUGAUAGAAGCCUCCAAGAACCAUUCAUUCAUUGCUCCCUUAGCUGCAAGGUGGAUUUCGUGCUGAAGCAUUACAUGGACUUAAGCCCAUUCCUAAAGAAGUGCAAGACUUUAGUAUUAGGACCGGACUUCUUGAUCCCUCAGGACAACAUGGGAGACGUCGACGACAUGAUGACCAACUCCGACGAGCCGGCGAUGAGCUGGUCGUCGGGGUCCGGCGGCGGAUCGUCGUCGUCCUCCUCGGGGUCCGAGAACAUGAUGAUGAGCAGCAUGAUGAUGAUGGCACCGCCGUGUCCCGACAAGAUCGUGCGCAAGAAGAGAAGCGGGUUGAUCUACGUCUGGUCCAGAUCGCCGUCGACAAACUACGACGACCACCACGGCCACAAUCAUAACCAUCAAUAUCACAGUAAUAGAGUCUCCGACGAGGACAUGGCCACCAGCUUGAGCCGGCGGAAAGGCGUCCCUCAACGGUCUCCUUUGUGUUAACUAAUUAGCAAACUAAGAGGAAGAGGAAAUAACAAACCCAACAUUAUGAUGAGGAUUUUUAACAUUGUAGCUUUAAUUACUUUUUCUUUCCGAAUUUUGACUAAAUCCAUCCAACGGAGCGCGGUAUCAGAUUAAUAAUUAAUCAUUCUCCUAACAAAUUCGAGUUAUUGGUUUGAACGGUUCUCUUGACACGAUAUCAGAAUCUUGGAUUGCCGAAAAAGUGAUCACGUGUUUAAAUCUUGACGGCUCCCAUUAAACACAUGGUAUCCGAGCUUAUGCAAACUUCAAACAAAUAUGAAUACCAAUCAUUUGAGAGGACAUGUUAUUGUGACUAUAUAAACAUUUCUUGACAUAGUAUCAUAUUCCACACCGGUGAAAUGUUUCAUUCUAACAUAUAGUAUAAGAUUCCACGCGGUUCUAUCUUUUUUGGAGUCAUUUAAUCUCAUCUCUUUAAUCCAAUAAAUUCGAGAUACUGGAUUGAAAGACUGUUGACAUGGCACUAGAGCCUCCUAUUGCUGAGUAGCCAUGUAUUUGAAUAUUGACUAUAUCCAAUAUUAAACACAUCAUAUUCAGAUUUAUUGCAAACUUCAAAUCAAUAUAAUUAUCUUGAGUACAUAUCAAUAAUAUUAUUGAGACUAAACAGUUGUUCACAUAGAAUCAGAGUCUUAACACUUUGUGAAAUGUUUCACUCCCACAAUAUCUCUCUACCUCUAUCCCUAGUUGAAAAUUUUGGAGUUGAUUAAUCACUUGGUCGGAAGUUUUGUCUUAAUGGCAUCACGUGGUUCCCAAUUCCAAGUAAUGGUUUUGUACAUUUUUCAAGGGGUUUUUUUUUUGUCACGAAUUCCUUAGUUAAUUGGAAUGAUCAUAUCGAGACCCAAGUUUGUACUAUUUGGCCAUAUUUUCUCGUGCAUGGUUAUGUUAUAAUAAAGCUUUGCAUACGUAUAAGCUGAGGUUGUACUUGAUCGACCAUGGGCGGUCCUAGAAAUCUUAUAAAAAAGGCUAUGCAUGUAGAGUGAUCAAUUAAGGUGAAAGAAAUUAGGGGGAAAAUGUAGAUGAAGAAUCCAAACAUUAGGGUUUUGUUAAUCAAGUUCAUCACCAUUUCAAAAAAAAAAUUACGCUUUUGCAAUUGUACAUAAAAACUGAAUAUGUAUAAAAUCGAAACACUCAUUAUUAAGAGAUCGUUUUACAUUUUUUAUAUAUGUUAAUUCUGAAUGUAUAGACCGUCUUUGGUUGUACCUCCUUACUCUUCGUUCAAAAUUAUUUGGGCUUCCAAAAAUUACUAAGCAACAUAUACACAAUCUAGCCAAGUUUAUAAUUAGAUAAGAACUAGAAAUACAUCAUAAAAUCAGACGAUCUCGAAUAGUAAGAUGGUGAAACUACUCAUUCUUCGAAAAUACAGAAGUUUUGGUAAAAAAAAAUCUAAGUGACAUGGAAAAUUGUCAAAAUUUGUGGAUGAGAAUUAGGGCAAGAGACAAAAAAGAAAGAUAUUUUGUGGGGUUGUUAUUAUAAAGAAGAUAGAAGAUAUUAUUGUUGGAGAAUUUUGGAGAUAACGAUAUGAAAUUGAUAGCUACCUUUCAUUACCCUUUUCUUUAACUAAUUAAAUUCUCAUGCAUGAUAAUGGCCCAAUGGGCAUCCUUUGACUAAUCUAGUAAUUUCCUUAAUACUGGGGUUUUACAUUAUGUACAUGAUCUUAAUUAUGUCGCAUUGCAGACACACCCCACCGGCUUCUUCUUGAGAACCGAGAGAUAAACCAGACAGGGUUAAGGUUAAUAAUAAUUAAAUUUCUUUUAAAUAAAUACAGGUACUCGAGAUUUAAACAUGGGUAUAUAUAUAUAUCUUGACCAGUCAAAUCGUACCACGUUAUAUAUCAUAUAUGCAAGUUGGUCAUAAAAUAGAAUUAAUUUGUGAUAAUACAUUUGUUGAUUCAGUAGGUCGGUAGUUAAUUCAUUUGACUUGUUAGAUUUCCCGUUGUUACAUAUGAGGAUUUGUAUGAGUUAAUCAUGUUCAUGAUCUCGAGUGAGAGGAGAACAUUGUUGUUUGUGUGGUAUACUAAUGAUGAAUUGAUUAUCAAUAAGUAGUCCCAUUGGGACAUCCAAUAAAAUGAAUAUCUAUACGUAGAACGGUAUUAUUUUGGUUUAAGGAGAUCAUAGAUCAAAAGUAUCUCGAUUUGAUACUCUAGUAUCAUAAGAAAAGAAUGAGGAAAAAAUGUUUUGUGCACGGCACAACCUGCAGAGCUGAGCCGCAUAAAAAAAAAGUAGAUUAUAGUUGGUUAGUGGCCUAUGUUAAAUGUACUUCUGGAGGAGGUGAAGCCUUGAAUUUUACGUUCAUUUAUCGAAGUUCUGUGUUAAACAUUUGAAAAAGAAACAAAACGACUAUAGGUGACAUCGUUCCUUUAUACCUCUUCUCCUUCAGCCGCUCGGGGUAUGAUAAUUUAUCGUUAUGAAAAGUCACCAUUUUCUAUUCUUAAUUAUGUCUAGUUUGUUGUGAAACAAGCAAAUCUUUCUAAGUGUUUGCUAAUUCGUACGGUACAGGUGGUUAUGAGAGUCCAAAUCAAUAUAAUAUUUUGUCGAUAUGAAACGGAUCAGCUACGAUUUAAUUUAACCCAAAAUAUCAUAUCAUUGGUACGGUUUUAUAAUCUUUGCAUUGUGGACAAAUGCUGGCCCUUGAAAUAUAUGGCUUUUGUGUUUGGGCCUGACGUAGUAUGGUUUGGUCAUUGGUGCUAUUAUUGGGCCAAGAACUUUGUUGGUUUUCAAGUGGGUCUCCAAAUGGCUCUCUAGCACAGGCUGGUUUUAGUUUGUGUUUGGGCCUUAAUCAACCCUGGGGGGAAACAUUGUAGUUGGGCUUGCUACACAAGAUCAAAUUUUCAUGAUUGAUGUAUUGAACAUAAAAUCAGAUAAUUAAUUAAUCCAAAUGUAAAGGUUUGAUAUUUGUUUAAAAUGAUCAAUUUCUUGGCCCAUUAGUCACUAAUUUUGGGAUUAGACAGGAACCAAAAUAAACCCAUUCUCUAAACUGGGCCCCAUCCAAAUUAUCACUAAAGAGUAAAGACAAACAUUCAAAAAUAAAAGGCUUCAAAGUUGGAACUAUCCAUUACUGUUGUUGGAAUAUGGAACUUUAGUUAACAUCACAAUAAUUUUGAUUUGGAUAU
This is a messenger RNA of Linum trigynum, 7487 nucleotides long. Lineage: Eukaryota; Viridiplantae; Streptophyta; Magnoliopsida; Malpighiales; Linaceae. The record is from the annotation of a GenBank genome assembly.